AAGAGAGAGAGAGGGAGAGAGAGAGAGAGCGAGAGAAGGAUAGAUAGAGCAGUGCAGAACAUGAGAGUGUUUGUAAAGGAAGGAAGCUGCUUUAUUUCUCAUUUCCACCUCUGUGCGUGUUUCCUAUUAAUAGCUGAGGCUGAUCCACCCAGAGUAACGGGACUGACUGAUGUUCUCACCAGGUGGAGCUGACUGAGCCUCCCCUCUCAUUCUGGAAACACCAUCAGGAGAGAGCAGACAGUGAGGAAGAGGAGGAGGAGGAGGAAGACUGCUGCUGCUGCUGCUGCUGAUCCAGGACACCACACACCCUCAGCCAUGAAUUCGGCCGAGCAGACGGUAACGUGGCUCAUCACGCUGGGGGUCCUGGAGUCCCCCAAGAAGAGCAUCUCGGACCCAGAGGGUUUCCUCCAGACGUCCCUGCAGGACGGAGCGGUGCUGUGCCGGCUGCUGGAGCGACUCCGACCCGGGACGGUGGACAAAUUCUUCCAGGAGCCGAGGAGCGACAGCGACUGUCAGAGGAACAUCGGAGAGUUCAUCAAGGGCUGCGGCUCUUUCUGUGUGGAGCCUUUCGAGGUCAGCGACCUCCUGCAGGGGCUGAACUUCACCAAGGUGCUGAACUGCCUGGUUGCCCUGAACAAAGCUACUGAAGAUUUAGCUGUUUCUGAGGACAGUGUGUGUGAGUCGCACUCCUCAACAUCCAGGAUCAAGUCAUUUGAUUCUCUCAACACUCAGAGUCGCUCCUCCAAACUGCAUCAACCUCAGUACCGCAGCCUGGACAUGUCGGAGGGCAGUGGGUGUGUCCAGUCGCUGUUCAAGGCGCGCUUCCCCUUCCAGCAGACCAAUGAGGACGAGCUCUCUUUCGGCAAGGGUGACAUCAUCAGUGUGAGCAGGCAGGAGGAUGGGGGCUGGUGGGAAGGCUCGAACAACGGCAAGACCGGAUGGUUCCCCAGUAACUAUGUGAGGGAGCUGAAAGGAAGCGAUAAAACGUUAGAAAAGCCAAAGUCUGGGACCCUAAAAAGUCCACCCAAGGGUUUCGACACCACGAUCAUCAGUAAGACGUACUACAACGUGGUCCUGCAGAACAUCCUGGAAGCAGAGACUGAAUACUCCAGAGAACUACAGAGUCUCCUGGGCUCAUACCUGCGCUCACUUCACCCAACAGACAGACUCAGCAGCGUCGACAUCGGUCACAUUCAAGGAAAUCUGGAGGAGAUCUCGACCUUCCAGCAGAUGUUGGUUCAGUCCUUAGAGGAGCACACAAAACUCCCAGAGAGCCAACAGAAGAUCGGGGGGUUCUUCCUAAGUCUGAUUCCCCAGAUGAAGAUCCUCUACGUGGCCUACUGCUCCAGCCACCCGUCUGCUGUCAAUGUGCUCACACAACACAGUGAGGCGCUCGGCGAGUACAUGGAGUCAAAGGGGGCGUCCACUCCAGGUAUCCUGACUCUGACCACGAGUCUGAGUAAACCCUUCACCAGACUGCAGAGAUACCCGACGCUGCUGAAAGAACUGGACCGACACAUGGAGGACCAACACCCGGACAGAGCUGAACUCCAUGCUUCAAUGGCGGCCUUCAAAACCCUUUCAGCUCAGUGUCAGGAGGUGAGGAAGAGGAAGGACCUGGAGCUGCAGAUUUUAACUGAGCCAAUCAGAAACUGGGAGGGCGAUGACAUCAGAACCCUCGGCCCUGUCCAGCACAUGUCUCAGGCCAAGGUCCACACGCAGAACUGUCAGGAGUCAAACGAACGCUACCUUGUCCUCUUCCCUCACACACUGCUCGUUCUGUCUGCCAGCAUGAGAAUGAGUGGAUUCAUCUAUCAGGGGAGGAUGCCACUGUCAGGGAUGCUCAUCUCCAGAAUAGAGGACGGAGACAACCUGAAGAACGCUUUUGAAAUAUCGGGGGCUCAGAGUGAGCGGAUGCAGGUGGCGUGUAACACUCAGCAGGCACUACAGGAAUGGCUGGACCUUCUCACCAAACACACACACACUCCAGCCGCACUCGCACACAAGCAUCAGUCCGUCUGUCACACAUUGCCGUCCCACCCGGUCACUCCCACCAGACACUCUGAGUCCCGUGGAGGGAGCAGCGGAAACACCUACCACACCCUUCCCCACCCCGCCUCAUACGGGACGCCUCACGGUAGCAACCCAAUGUGGGGUCCCCUUGAGCCACCGAGCACCCCCAAACCCUGGAGCCUGAGCUGCCUUCGCCCUGCGCCUCCGCUUCGGCCGUGCGCUGCUCCCUGCAUCAAGGAGGAUAUGAGCAAAAGUCCUAAAAACAUGAAGAAGCUGCUCCCGAAGAGGAAGCCAGAGAGGAAACCUUCAGAAGAGGACUUCACUGUCAGAAAGAGCACCGCAGCUCUAGAGGAGGAUGCUCAGAUACUGAAAGUGAUCGAGGCGUACUGCACCAGCGCCAAGACACGACAGACUCUCAACUCCACUUGGCAAGGGACUGACCUCAUGCACAACCAUGUACUCGCUGACACCAGCCUCACCAUUGCUGGUUUGCCUGGCAGCCUGCCAUGUUCCGACCAAUCAGAGGACUCGGAUUAUGAAAGUAUCUGGACAGCCCCAAGUUUUAGGACUGCCUCGUUUUCUCGCUCCAGCAGGAAGGACAUUCAAAUGUUGUUCCCAGAGGAGGAGAAGAUCAUAGUGGAGGAAACCAGGAGCAACGGACAGACUGUGGUGGAGGAGAGGAGUUUGGUGGACACUGUGUACAGCCUCAAGGAUGAAGUUCAGGAACUCAAGCAGGACAAUAAGAGGAUGAAGAGGACACUGGAGGAGGAGCAGCGAGCGAGGAAGGAGAUGGAGAGGGUCAUCAGGAGGGUUCUGAAGAGCAUGGACGACCCAACUUGGGACGAGACAAACCUCUGAGAUCUAUGUGGAUCCAAACAUCACGGACAGGAUGUGACUUUAAAUGACCGAAUGGCCUGAGUGAAGUGUUGUUCAACCUGUGUGGACACAAACUGCCAACACUCCAUUGUGUUAUACGACAUGUCUUCACCGUUUCCACUUCAACCCCCACAAUUCCCUGCAUACUACACUCUGGACCAAGAGAAGAUGCCUGCCGGCCAUCAGCAAAGCCAUCACAUCUGACUUUAAAGUUGUGAAGCCAAAAUAGCUGGUAGGCAUGAUGACCUCACUUCCUGUCAUGCUCCUUUCCACUUUCUUUAAGCCUUUGGAGCGCUGACACAAAAAUCUCUUUAUCUUUUACGAGGUAUAAAAUGUCACCAUUGCCAGGAAAGUAUUUUAUUAACUGACCUGGUGCAUGAAUUAGAAUGAUACAUGAGUUUAUAUAUUUCAUAAAAACUAAACAGACACUUUUGAUUAGCAGCUACUUAAUCACAAAUACAAAUGUUAAAGAAACAUUUAAGAAGAUGCUUAUAAAUUAUUUGUGAUACACAAAUACUUUUUUUUUAAGGUAAACCUUAAAUUACCAGCACUUAUAAGUGGCUCAUAUUUUACAGAAUGACAUGAAAGUCCUCAGUCUGAUGUGAAUUAAUUAAAUUAAUUGAAUUGAAGAUGAUAUAAUGUGAGUUUAUCCAAUCAAAUACAACUUAUUGUCAAACAGAAGCUGGAGGGAGAUUUUCUCAGGAAUCAACCAUCAGGGAGUUUCAGCUUCCGCUCAGCUUCCAUUUCAGAUUUCAUGGAUAAGGCAAUAUCUUAAGGUAAAAUAAAUGUGUUUGAGCCAAAUGAGCUGCAAGAACCAGUUUCAUCAGACCCAGCACAACAAGAAGACAGAUGCUGAACUUUCAGAAUCACCCCUGUGUGUGAAUUUGAGAACGCUUACAACGUAAACAAACUGUUAAAUGUUAUACAUCUGCCAAAAGCUGCAGUUAAAUGCAUGAGAGUAACGGAAACAUCUUUGCAACCAUUUUGCAGUUAAUUUGGAAAAACUAGGCAGAAUCUUGUCUACCAGCAGUAUGUUUUAUAUUCCUACCAAAUAUCACAUUUCUUUAUUACUUGAAAUAUGUAAGCUUAUAUUGUGAAAACGGAACUGUACCAUCGCCUCAAAUAGUCCUUGCACUGCUCAACACUUGACUACAUCUGGGUAUAGUGCCACAUAUUUUGGAGCUUCUUAAUCAUUUGUCAAACACAAGCUGUUACGGAAACUGUUUGAAAACGAAGUGUAUGCUAAGCAUGAUAAGAACUACCUAAAAUCACAGAAAAUCUUCUUUGAGAAAAACAUACUUAACAUACAACUAGAUCUUUUAGUUUGGUCCAUUUCUCAUCCACUUACAUGGAGGAGGAGGGAUUUAUGACCUAUACUGACGGCGGCAAUGAGGGUAAAGACGGUUUGGCGUCACUUUCAGGGUCUAGUCAUGUCGCCAAUCUUUAUAUACAGACUGAAUCUGGAAAUGUAAUUAAUGAAAUUACAUUUCAAUACAAUGUGGGAGCAAUUAGAAGCAAGUGAUGACAUUUCAGAGAGCAACACCACCAAUGCAAUCGUUCCUUAUUUUAUUAGAAAUAUUGAGAAUUUUGAGUUUCCUGUGCCUUUUGAAGAUGAAGUAAAUCUGGGGACCCACUGUCAUUCCUCCAUGCUCCCAACCGUCUGAGACCUGUUCAAAGUAAGAGCUUUGUAAAUCAGCAAGAACUUGAAAUAUAAGAUUGACCAAAAAAACUCAUCAGGUAGCAAUAUCAACAAAUAUUAUAUGUUUAGUCGCUGAUUCUGAGGCGAGCAGAUUGAUUUAACAUUUCAGGAAUAAUUUGAACUGCACUGAACUGAUUCAGAGGCAUUGAAUUUCCCAGUAAGAGUCCAGAUGUCAGAGAAAAAACGUUGUUCAGACACCAUCGCAGUCUUCAGGAGCGUUAGUGCGCCUGCUCAAUGAUCUUUUUGUUUCAAGACCAAAGUCCAAGCAAUACAACACUGGAAAUAUAUUGUUUCUUUGUUUUUGUAUGAUUUUUACAAGAUUGAAAAGGAACUUACUGUAGCACGAUUUCUUAUUUUUAUAUUUGUGAUUGUGUUUUUACUCUUUAUCGGCUGGUUUUGAUUUGUAAGACUUUUUUUAUUUUCUACUUGGACCUUUGUGUUUUCUCCCGAGCGUCAGUAAACUUUAGCUUUAAGACUUCACCCGCAAAAUUAACUCAAUGAGAACUACACUAAUGUAAGCCAUGUAAUGCAAUAUGCCAAUUUUUGACUAUAAAUUAUGUAUUUAACUGAAGUAACUGAUUUAAAUGUAUUGUGUCUUCAAGCAGUUGUUACUGUGAGAAGAAUCAUAACCUCUAUUUAUUUCACCCAUUUGUCUGAAUAAAAUGUUCAGUCAGA
Messenger RNA from Pleuronectes platessa (European plaice), 5263 nucleotides. Its product is annotated as rho guanine nucleotide exchange factor 7. Gene Ontology annotation, biological process: intracellular signal transduction. Gene Ontology annotation, molecular function: guanyl-nucleotide exchange factor activity; protein binding. Bases 316 to 2871 code for a protein of 851 amino acids. The transcript has 22 exons. Lineage: Eukaryota; Metazoa; Chordata; Actinopteri; Pleuronectiformes; Pleuronectidae. The record is from RefSeq and is a predicted model, not a curated record.